Guillardia theta CCMP2712 is the source of this 231-nucleotide messenger RNA. RefSeq lists its product as hypothetical. The record is from RefSeq and is a predicted model, not a curated record. The transcript has a single exon. The coding region runs from base 1 to 231 and encodes 76 amino acids. Lineage: Eukaryota; Cryptophyceae; Pyrenomonadales; Geminigeraceae.
AUGGACGAGAUGCUGAGGGCCGGCUUCGACGUCACGGCCGAGGCAUUCCAUGCCUGCAACCUGGAGAGGGUCCGUGGUUUGAUCUCCCAGGGCCUCAUCCCGGGGGUGACAUCCUGGUGUUCCCGAUGCAAGAGGAUCACCCCUCUGGUCCCGAUGGAUUGCGAGGAUGCCGGUGUGGCCAUGGUGGAUAUCAUACGGAGGCACGAGUCCAUGGACUCGUGGCUGCAUUAA